GCGUAAUUUGACUGUUCUAAAUGUUCGAUGCUCUUUGACUUGGAGGUCAGAAAGCUUCGGAGUGUUCAAGUGGGUGUUGGCAACACUGUGCAACAGCUGCGUUGUUGUUUGUAGAUAUGUGGUUAUGUCGUGCGCGGUCCGCCACCACGUCUAGGGUCUAGAGCGGGGGAGAGAUGGACGGGACGGACGAGGAGGACGGGAUGGACGUGUUCCGGUUCUGCCCGCUGAGCUUCGCGGAGGUGCGCCCCCGCGGGCGCCAGGCGCGCCCCAUGCCCCGCAGCGGGCACCGGCUCGUGUGCGACGGCUCCGACCUCUACCUGUUCGGCGGCUUCUGCCCGCGCCUCUCGCCGCAGCACGCCAGCCAGAUGGACGCGGACCCCGUGUGGGCCGAGUCGCGCCCGCUCUUCAAGGAGCUGUGGCGCUUCAACAUGGCGGCGCGCGAGUGGCGCCGCCUGCCCUGCGAGGCGUCGCUGCCGCGCGAGCUGGCGUCCAGCGCCGCCUGCAUGCGCGGCGGGGUCGUGUUCCUGUUCGGCGGCUCGGGCUUCCCCUUCGGCAGCGCGUGCAGCAACCGCGUGUUCCGCUACGAGGCGCGCGCCGGCGGGGAGGUGCGCGAGCUGCAGACGAGCGGCGCGCGGCCGCGGCCCAUGUACGGCCAGGCCGUGCUGCUGGUGGGCCCGCACCUGUACGCCGUGGGCGGCACCACGGGCUUCGAGUUCUCGAGCGACGUGCACCGCCUGGACCUGCGCGCGGGACGCUGGGAGGAGGUGUACGUGAGCACGGGCGCCGCGCCCGAGGAGCCGUCGGGCCGCUACCGCCACGAGCUGGCCCUGCACGGCGAGCGCCUGUUCCUCAUAGGUGGCGGCACGGGCGACCGCGCCUGCUCGCUCAAGAGCGUGCACGCCUUCCACCUGCGCGAGCGGCGCUGGGAGCGGCUGGCGACGCACGAGGACGACGCGUGGGGGUUCCCGUCCAGCCGGCGCUACCACGGCUUCGCGCAGCUGGGCGCCGGCGCCUACGUGGUGGGCGGCUUCGACCGCGGCCAGAUCCUGGGGGACGCCUGGCGCCUGGACCUGGGCUCCCUGCGCUGGUCCGUGCUGCCCUCGUGCUCGCUGCGCCAGAGCGUGUACUUCCACGCCACGGCGGUCACGCCCGCCGGCUGCCUCUACAGCUUCGGGGGCGUCAAGGCGCUGGAAGGGGACUGCACGCGCUCCGGGGGGCUGUGCCGGGCCUGGCUGUGCGUGCCCUCGCUGGAGGAGAUGUGUCGCGAGGCCGUGCGGCACUACGCACGGCGCUGCCCGCUCUUCUCGCGGGACCGCCUGGCCAGCUGCGGCCUGCCCCCCACCGUGCUGGCCCCCAUCUUCUCCUGACUGCGUUUCCUCUUACAUUUAUCACUGUAACUUCAGUGCUUUACAUCAUUGUUUGUACAUUAGCUUCAUUUUGCUCUCCCGUUAGUUUCAUGUAUGGCGGUGAAGUUUUUUUUAUAAAAUUUUGUGUGUGUUACGUUAAU
Bacillus rossius redtenbacheri is the source of this 1507-nucleotide messenger RNA. RefSeq names its product kelch domain-containing protein 10 (gene slim). Bases 174 to 1367 code for a protein of 397 amino acids. Gene Ontology annotation, molecular function: protein binding. NCBI's taxonomy places the organism in Eukaryota, Metazoa, Arthropoda, Insecta, Phasmatodea, Bacillidae. Gene Ontology annotation, biological process: positive regulation of stress-activated MAPK cascade. The record is from RefSeq and is a predicted model, not a curated record. The transcript is spliced from 2 exons.